Molecule: messenger RNA, 4248 nt
Organism: Alexandromys fortis (reed vole)
Lineage: Eukaryota; Metazoa; Chordata; Mammalia; Rodentia; Cricetidae
Product: KIAA1549 like
Exons: 21
Coding region: 1-4248 (1415 amino acids)
Source: RefSeq, a predicted model, not a curated record
AUGGCUCCGCAGGAGGCGAAGCCCCAGGGCCCGAGCGAAGCUGGGCCAGCGGCGCGGGAGCCCAGGGACCGACCCCGGGAGCGUGUGCUCUGCGGGGCGGGCGGGAUCGCCACGCGCUUCCAGGGCGUGAGGAGCUCCGGGGCCCGCCGGUCCCUGGAAGCGCCGCCUCUGCGGCCGCUGCUGCUGGGACUCUUGCUGCUGGCUGCCCUUCCCGGGCAUUGCCGAGCCGACUCCGGGACAGACAGUCUACAGAUACAUGUCACUCCGACCUCAGAGUCCGUUCCUCUCGGGAAAUUGUUACCAAUUUCACCAACAUGGCCUUUUUUGGAAGUCAAGUCUUCCUCAGCAGCAGAUAAAAUCAAGAAUGUUCUGGGACAGCCUCCCGACAACACAAGCUUGCUGCAGCUAUCCCAGACACCUCUUCCCAAGGCACGCCACAAGACCAGGGCUCGUGCGGACUUCUCUUUGUCCCUUUACCAAGGAAGUGGACACGGCGCCUCCCCGGAUCUUGCUAAGGACUCCAUUGAGACUGUGGUCCACCCCAAGCCUGAAGGGGAAAGAGAAGCAACAGCCAUGUCAGUGGAAACCUCAGUGUCACCCAAGGGAGAACUGACAGCAACAGCUGCAGCCGCUGCCACCACCACCCUGUUUCUGAGGAAGUCAAGCCCAGCAGCGUUGUCUGCAGCCCUCACUGCUAAGGGCACUGGCAGCAGCGGCGGUUUAUCCAAGAGCGGUCUGACCACAGCUCUAGCUAAAAAUGUCACCAGCAAGGCAGCAUCCAGCCCAAAGGUGACAGCAGGGACAGUCCACACUGCCUUCCCAAUCACACCAACCUACAUGCUUGCCCGGACAGCACACAGCAUGAGCACACACACAGCCACACAAGGGGCCACGGGCUCUGCUUCGGGCCUGUUGUCCACCACACACCUCCCCAAGAAACCACAAGCCAUGCACACUGGCCUCCCUAAUCCCACCAGGCCAGACACACCCAGAGCAUCCACCGCCCGCCCGCUGACAAUCACUGCUGCACUGACGUCCGGUACAGCAUCAGUAAAGGCCACGAGGCUGCCAUCUCUGCAGACAGGAAACACGGACGCUGCUUUUCCGGCUGUGUCUACUGCGAUGGUCACAACUGGCAGGAUGGCGUCCAACUUGGACUGUCAGAUGUCCCACAGGCUCCUAGUGAAGACAGUUUUCUUCCUAACUCAGAGGAGAGUGCAGAGCAGCGAGUCCUUGAAGCUUGGUGUAACCAAAGGGCUCACGCAGGCAUUGCGGAAGGCUUUCCACCAGAACGAUGUCUCUGCUCAUGUGGACAUCCUGGAAUAUUCCCAUAAUGUCACGGUUGGCUACUAUGCUACCAAAGGCAGGCUGGUGUAUUUGCCUGCUGUGGUGAUGGACAUGCUGGGUGUGUAUGGAGUCAGCAACGUCACUGCCGACCUGAAGCAACACACUCCCUCCUUACAGUCUGUGGCGGUGCUUGCCUCCCCGUGGAAGCCCCAGCCUGCAGGUGCCUUCCAGCUGAAGACAGUGUUGCAGUUUGUAAGCCAAUCAGACAACAUUCAGUCCUGCAAGUUUGCCCAGACGAUGGAGCAGAGGCUGCAGAAGGCAUUCCAGGAUGCAGAGAGGAAAGUCCUUAACAGCAGGAGCAACCUGACGCUUCAGAUCGUGAGCACGUCCAAUGCCUCCCAAGCCGUCACACUGGUGUAUGCUGUGGGCAAUCAGACCUCCUUCCUCAACGGCACCGUGGCCAGCAGCCUCCUUAGCCAGCUCUCCGCUGAGCUGGUAGGAUUCUACCUCACUUACCCUCCGCUCACCAUUGCUGAACCACUGGAAUAUCCCAACCUUGAUAUAUCAGAAACAACCAGAGACUACUGGGUCAUCACAGUGCUCCAGGGCGUGGACAACUCGCUGGUAGGCUUGCACAACCAGAGCUUUGCCCGGGUCAUGGAGCAACGUCUAGCCCAGCUCUUCAUGAUGUCUCAGCAACAGAGCCGGCGGUUUAAACGGGCCACCACCUUGGGAAGCUAUACUGUGCAGAUGGUGAAGAUGCAGCGAGUGCCAGGACCAAAGGACCCAGCAGAGCUGACGUACUACACACUGUACAAUGGGAAGCCACUGCUGGGGACUGCAGCAGCCAAGAUCCUGAGCACCAUCGACUCCCAGAGGAUGGCCUUGACCCUGCACCACGUUGUCCUUCUACAGGCUGACCCCGUGGUGAAGAAUCCACCCAACAACCUGUGGAUCAUCGCGGCAGUGCUGGCCCCCAUCGCCGUGGUCACUGUUAUCAUCAUUAUCAUCACCGCUGUGCUCUGUAGGAAGAACAAGAAUGACUUCAAGCCAGACACCAUGAUAAACCUGCCUCAGAGAGCAAAGCCCGUGCAAGGCUUUGACUACGCCAAGCAGCAUCUGGGCCAGCAAGGGGCAGACGAGGAGGUCAUCCCUGUGACGCAGGAAACGGUGGUCCUCCCCAUACCUGUCAGAGAUACUCCUCAGGAGAGAGAAACGGCCCAGGAGGGGAGCACCAUCAAGACGGCUAAGUCCACGGAAACCAGAAAGAGCAGGUCGCCCAGUGAGAAUGGUUCUGUCAUCAGCAACGAAUCAGGGAAGCCCAGCUCGGGGAGGCGCUCACCCCAGAACGGAAUGACACAGCAGAAAGUGACAAAGGAGGAGGCCAGGAAGAGAAAUGUGACAGCAAGUGACGAAGAGGAGGGAGCGGGUCUCUUCGACAGUGCCGGCAAGGCCCCAGCAGAUCCCUUUGACACAUCCUCUGGAUCUGUGCAGCUCAUAGCCAUCAAACCAUCCGCUCUGCCCGUAGUGCACCCUGCCGCAGACAGGGGGCAGGAGUCCUCGGCGGCCCUCAAUGGUGAGGUGAAUAAGGCUCUGAAGCAGAAAUCAGACAUCGAACACUACCGGAACAAACUGCGCCUGAAAGCUAAGAGGAAGGGGUAUUACGACUUCCCCGCAGUGGAAACAAGCAAGGGCCUGACAGAAAGGAAGAAGGUGUACGAGAAAGCCCCAAAGGAAGUGGAGCACGUUUUGGACCCAGACCCAGAAGUGUGUCCUCCCUUCGCAGAGUCUAAAAACAGGCAACAGAUGAAGAACUCUGUCUACCGAAGCCGGCAGUCUCUGAACAGCCCAAGUCCAGGAGAAACCGAGAUGGACCUUCUGGUCACACGGGAGCGACCCCGGCGUGGCAUCCGGAACAGUGGAUAUGAUACUGAGCCCGAGAUCAUAGAGGAAACCAAUGUCGACAGAGUCCAUGAGCCCCGGGGCUACGGCAGGGCGCGGCAGGUGAAGGGCCACUCAGAGACCUCCACGCUGAGCUCGCAGCCUUCCAUCGACGAAGUCCGGCAGCAGAUGCACAUGCUUCUGGAGGAGGCCUUCAGCCUGGCAUCCGCCGGCCACGCGAGCCAAAGCCGGCACCCGGAGGCCUACGGCUCUACGCAGCACCUGCCGUACUCAGAGGUGGUGACCAGCGCUCCAGGGACCAUGACGCGGCCCAGGGCUGGAGUGCAGUGGGUGCCCACCUACCGCCCAGAAAUGUACCAGUACAGUCUGCCCCGGCCGGCUUACAGGUUUUCCCAGCUUCCUGAAAUGGUCAUGGGCUCUCCCCCGCCACCCGUACCUCCCAGGACAGGCCCUGUGGCUGUGGCUUCCCUCAGGCGGUCCACCUCAGAUAUUGGCAGCAAGACCCGAAUGGCGGAGUCCACAGGACCCGAGCCCGCCCAGUUGCAUGACAGUGCCUCGUUUGCCCAGGUGUCCAGAGGUCCCGUGUCGGUGACGCAGUUGGAUCAGUCGGCUUUGAAUUACUCAGGUAACACAGUGCCAGCGGUGUUUGCCAUCCCGGCUGCCAACAGACCUGGCUUCACUGGCUACUUCAUCCCAACACCUCCCUCCUCCUACAGGAGCCAGGCCUGGAUGUCCUACGCAGGGGAGAAUGAGCUCCCGAGCCAGUGGGCUGAUUCGGUCCCUCUUCCUGGGUACAUCGAGGCCUAUCCCCGGUCACGUUAUCAACAGAGUUCACCCUCCAGGCUCCCUCGCCAGUACAGCCAACCAACCAAUCUUCACCCAAGCCUAGAGCAGGCCCCUGUCCCCUCCGCAGCAGCCUCACAGCAGAGCCUGACAGAAAAUGAGCCUCCAGAUACCCCGUUGACCAACAUUUCCACUGCAGCCCUCGUGAAGGCGAUCCGGGAGGAAGUGGCCAAGUUGGCCAAGAAGCAGACAGACAUGUUUGAGUUCCAGGUCUAA